UAUUGAUACCAUAUAUCGGACUCAAAAUAGUUAACUCGAUUUCUGCCGCUCUAGAAGACCAGAGAUGUUUCAAUCUUUACAGAUUCCUAUGCGAUUCUCCAGCAGAGUCUGUGUUGAGUUUUUGUUCUAUGAUACCUGGCACCAGAUGGCCGCAAUUAAAUAAUGUGUGGAUGCAAUUUAUUACUACUUUUGUAACCAAAAAAUACGAUUUUAGUUCACAGGAAUUCCGCUACGCGGAGGCAUAAAUAUGCUCACUGGAGCUUUGCCUUCAUUCCGUAGAUUAUUUUGGUUCCUCUUAUAAAAAUCAUUGACAACGCUGCAUGUCGCGUCUAUACGUAUAACAAUAUGAUCUAUCCAGUCGUAUCUUGAUUCCCGACGUUUUGAGUACGAUUUUGCAGCCAGUGAGUUUCUUUUGCCUGUUAGGUACUUGUUAAAUACGAGUAACUUUCUUUGAGAUCGAAAUGGCUAGCAGUCAAGAAGAGGUGAUGAAAUUCUGGAAUAACAGAAAAACAAAUAGAUGGCUUUGUAACAGAUCAUUAUCUCCAAGUGAGGACAAGAGUGGAAAUGAUACUAGACAAGAGAAGGAAAUGGAGAAUGAGCCGCCAUUGAUUUGUGCUGGUGAAGGCGAAUCUGCAGAGCCCUCUAGACACGCAGCAUCGAAGAAAUAUAAACGCCAGACCGAUAUGUGUUACUUCUGUGAGACGGACGUACAGAACUUUACACAAAAAAAAGUGCUUGGAAGGUCAGUCAGCAAAAAAUGCUCAAUCUGA
Acanthoscelides obtectus is the source of this 770-nucleotide messenger RNA. NCBI's taxonomy places the organism in Eukaryota, Metazoa, Arthropoda, Insecta, Coleoptera, Chrysomelidae. The record is from the annotation of a GenBank genome assembly.